AUGCAAACUGAUAUACAUGUAGAUGAUGAAGAUGACUAUGAGGCUCAGUUCAUGUAUCAGCCAAAGCCCAACACAAAUAAUAAGGGCUCUACAAAGAUAGGCCAGCAAGGUACAGCCAAUUGGAAACAGAAGCAACAACAACAACAGAUGUAUAUUGGUCAACCUGUACAAACAAAUAAUGUUGUUACCAGCUUGAUAUCACCAGAGUCUUCACCUGUGCUCCAUUCCUCAGUUCCUCAGGCAGCACGUCAACAACAAUAUAUGGAUGGCGCCACUGUUAUUAAACAGCAACAACAACAAAAACAACAACAACAACAUAUAUCGAUGGGAAAGACCAAUCAACAAAUGGCUAAUGGUGGCGCCGGUGCUGGUGGAGGAGCUCCCGAUGCUCUGAAUCCAUUCCAAAUCCUAAACGAACAUAUCCAUCGUCUUACCGCCUCAUCAGACGCUGUGACCACCCCAAAGAAGGUUGUUGAGGAACUUGAUGAACCUCAGCAACAAUAUCGCUCCAAUGACUCCUCACCAAUCGCAACAUCAUCUCACAAUGAAUUCAAUGGAGACAAAGAUCAGGAUCAACAACAGCAAAGACCACAACAACAACAAUCGAAUGUAAAGAAGAGAUCCCUUGACACAAAUGGAAUUGGUCAGCAACAACAUCAACUGCAACUUCAGCAACAACAACAACAACAAAUAGAGAAUGAAUACUCAAGCGACAAUAGUCCAGUAAUGAGUGAUACGGUGACAGAGUGUCAUGAGAAGAUCCAUCAACAGAGAAGACAGAUCAAGGAGUUACAGAUGGCCAACUCCAACUUGGAGAAGCAAGUUGACUUCUACAAAAAGGAGCUAUUACAGUUCAAAAGUCAGAUGGCCAUGUCCAUCACUGAGAUAUUGGAUGCCAAUCAAGCAUUGCUACAACAUGGACAACUUCCACCAUCGAUCCAACAACAACAACUACAGCAGCGACUACCACAACAACAUAAUUCACCAUCCAAGUCUGUACAGAGUCCUUCGAAGCAGCCACCAAAGCAACAGGCAACAAGGCAACCAUCACAACAAGAUUUACUCCACCAGAAGCAACAACAACAACAACAAUCUCUUCACAAGUCGCCAUCCAAAUCACUGGACUCAUCUCAUUAUCUUACAGAGUAUCUAUCCAACAUUGAUGAAAGCCAACAACAUCAACUGCAGAAGCAAUUCAUGGUCUUUGAAACUGCUUCAUCGUCGUCUUCUUCCUCCUCGACGUCCUUCCCAAAGAAACAACGUCUCUCUGCCAUUGUUGCCCAACAGCAACUACAUCAACAGAUGCAGCCAGCCACAUCAUUGAGGAAGAAACAACAUCAAUGA
Molecule: messenger RNA, 1344 nt
Organism: Acytostelium subglobosum LB1
Lineage: Eukaryota; Evosea; Eumycetozoa; Acytosteliales; Acytosteliaceae
Exons: 1
Coding region: 1-1344 (447 amino acids)
Source: RefSeq, a predicted model, not a curated record